Molecule: messenger RNA, 270 nt
Organism: Pochonia chlamydosporia 170
Lineage: Eukaryota; Fungi; Ascomycota; Sordariomycetes; Hypocreales; Clavicipitaceae
Exons: 1
Coding region: 1-270 (89 amino acids)
Source: RefSeq, a predicted model, not a curated record
AUGAUAGUCACGCUACUUCUUCAAGGGCAGAGUCAUGAGGGAGGUUUCCUGCAAGCCCGAGAUGCGGAAUGCCCUGUGUUGCAGACUGAAAUUAUUGGAUUCGCUUUGUGCUUACACCAACUUCUAGGCGAUGACGAAGACCGUGAAGCAAGUCUCGUCUCUGUAGUUUUCUCAAGAUAUAUGACGCCUGUUUCUUCUUCAACGAUGGACAGCAGACUACGACCAGGUCACGCAAACGAACUGCGUAUUUGUUUCUUGUUUAUCUCUUGA